CGCUCCGGGAAUGCUGGGUUGUUUACAUUACUGGCACACGGGUCAGAAGUGUGGUGAUGAGAGGGGCCUAGUGCAGAGACUAUCUGGAAACACGUAUACACUCUCGACUGGCUAUACAGCACAGGCUCUCUCUCCGAAAAAAAACACUUUGUACCUUUCAGGCAACGGUGCCACCAAGAAGAGACGUCCGCCGAGUCGACUUUUUUGGAGCGACCUUGGAAGAAAGGGAAAGUCAAAACUAAGACAACCACCAUAACCAUCAGGAGAAACUCUCAACGUAGAAGGAAUAGCUUAGCAACAGAGUCCGACUUCCUGAGGUGCAAAGGAUCAAGCUCCUAACACCAUGGAUAUGGACAUGCAGCCACAAGGACAACAAGCAGCCGUACCAGUCUUUCAACCCCAGAAACCAUUGCAACCAGAUAUGGGUCAUAGCUCGCUGGCAAACUUCCAGAUUGAGAAGAAGAUCGGACGUGGGCAGUUCAGUGAGGUGUACCGGGCGAGGUACCUGUUAGACAACACGUCAGUGGCCCUGAAGAAAGUCCAGAUAUUCGACUUGAUGGAUGCCAAAGCUCGGCAAGAUUGCAUCAAAGAGAUAGAUCUCCUUAAGCAAUUGAACCACCCCAAUGUGAUAAAGUACCAUGCGUCUUUUAUUGAGGACAAUGAGCUGAACAUAGUCCUGGAGCUAGCGGAUGCGGGGGACCUCUCGCGUAUGAUCAAGCACUUUAAGAAGCAGAGGAGGCUUAUCCCAGAGAGAACAGUGUGGAAGUACUUUGUCCAGCUCUGCAGUGCACUUGAACAUAUGCACUCCCGGAGAGUCAUGCACAGAGAUAUCAAGCCUGCCAAUGUAUUCAUCACAGCUACAGGAGUAGUGAAACUAGGAGACUUGGGACUGGGACGAUUCUUCAGCUCCAAAACAACCGCUGCUCACUCGCUAGUGGGUACUCCUUACUACAUGUCACCAGAGAGGAUACAUGAAAACGGAUACAACUUCAAAUCUGACAUCUGGUCGCUAGGAUGCCUGCUCUACGAGAUGGCAGCCCUGCAGAGUCCAUUCUAUGGGGAUAAGAUGAACCUUUACUCCCUUUGUAAGAAGAUAGAACAGUGUGACUACCCUCCUCUUCCCUCAGAUCACUACUCAGAGGAGCUGAGGAAACUGGUAGAUAUGUGCAUCAACCCAGACCCGGAGAAGAGGCCGGACAUCACCUACGUGUACGACAUUGCCAAACACAUGCAGAACAUGACACAGGGCAGCUAAGCCCAGAGUUACACACACAGCUUGCUGAACUCCUCCACACUUCCCUCCUUGCUUUUCAUGCUGGACUCGUACACAUCUAUGAGCUUUUAUACAAUAACUAACUCCAGAGUUUAGCUCCUUGUGAUAAGUAGUACGUGUAACAGAUUUGUAUUUUCAAGGUGAUGGUACGGUCUAUAAUAUGACUGACACCCAAACCUUUUCUGCCCUAGGAUGAAGAUUAUAGAGAUUAUACUUUUUUGUCAGAUGGACCUCCCAUUCCUUAGUCUUCAGUAAUGUUACAGCACUGAAAAUCAGUGUUUUGUAGCUCACUGAUGUGUUUUUUGCUAUGGCUUUAAAACGCAUGUCCUCUGUAUUUUCAUGUAGUGAAGUAAAGCUGCUCUUCAGCAGCUGCUAUGAGCAGAUGCUAUUUCAAGCAGAUAUACUGGAAAAUUGUAAAAGUUAGGUGUUACCCAUUACCUAUCCUCCAAACAGUUAAUCAAUGCAAAUGUCCUUAAAAAUGACCUUGUAGGCUUUUGAUGGGUCUCAUGAGACCUAUGGUCAGCGAAUGGUACAAAAAAAGACCAUGAAAACAAUGGUAAAAUUGGAGUGAAGAGAUUUUCACUCAGUGGCGGAAAAACUGAGAGAUGUAAUAGAGUGUUAUUAAUGGUUGAAGCGUUGUUGUGCUACACUUUUUUACCCUAGUACUGGAAGGCUUGCAGGGUGAUAGUGUCUAAUGAAUGUAUUAGGAGAGGAAGGAUCAUUUAGAGGGAAGACUAGAGAAGUGCUGGGGGGAGAACAUGGGCAAAUAUCUCCACAUCACUUUGAAUGUAAGUCAUUUUGACACCUAUGUAUUGUUCAGAAUGUCUAUUUCUUUGACAGCCUAGAAGGAGUGGUAGAAGCUGUAAGAAAAGCAGUCUGCUCUUUACCUUAGUCACUGACGCCAAAAUAUUUCCUCCUUGGUUCAACUUAAGCAAGAUAUACUGCUAUUACAUAUUGUGAGAUUUUUAGGUCCGGUAAAAUCACAAUGAAGACAUGAAAAAAUCAAAGUCAAAACACAUAGUUCUCAUCAUGGUCCAGUGGAUGCAUUUGACCCACCAGAAAGGUAGUCCAUGUGGACAAAAUUCUGUGAUUGUUAAUGUUGCUUUGUAAGUGUAGUUGUCUUGAUAAGUAACAAAUAUGUUGACGACAUAGCAGAUCCUUGCCUUGUGUAGCCAUCCACAUCAUGAGUAAAUCACAGCGUAACUACCUAACAUGUCCUCAGUUGAGAUACCAAAGACAGAAGUCACACAGAGAGAGCAGUUUAUAUAUACAUUAAUGUGUAAAUGUGCUUUUAUGAAAAGUAUAUCAGACUUUUUAGGACUUGAAAAAAAACAAAACAAGCACCAAUGGGACUCAUUUUGUUUUUCUGUACAUAGUGAAAAAGUUCCUAUAGUUUUAAUACUGUAAGGUUUUAGUGACCCUUUUUGCAGUGAAUAAGUUUACACCAGUGGGUCACAAAUGACCAGCACUGACUACCAUUGGUAGCACUGGUAAGUAAACAAUGAUUGAUAACGCUUUAUUUCAGUGUCUUAUGAAUUCUCUUUUAACAUUAUCAAAUAGCCUGUUAACCAUUCAUCAUUACAGAAAUUAUUGCACAUGUAUGCCGAUGUUUCUCAUGUUUUGUUUUUUUUAAAUUAACAUUUAAUAACAUUAGAUACAAAAUCAAAGCUUAUAGGUGCAAGAAAAUGUAAGUUAUUUUGUUUUGGUCAACAGAAUAUUUUGAUAGUGUGCAGAUAGUAGUUAUUUGUAUGAGACUUGCAAAUACAGUAUUUGCAAUUUUGGUUUUCAGUUGUACACCUUGUCCUUGUUGUUGUUCCUUUAUAUUGCUUUUCUCUCCCACUGCAGUAAUAUGUUUUCCAUUUCAGUAAUUAUCUUAAUUUUUCAUCAUCUUCACCCACAAUGCUGUUUAUCUUCUAUCUCUAUGCUCUCUAAACAAGAGUGUCUGUAUAGCUCCAAAACGUUUUAGUAUUGCUUUAACGAACCUCUUAGAUAUUUAGUUUUGAUGCUGUAUAGAACUCCCCAAAGAAAUUGGCAGUAUUUAACAGUAUAAUACCAAACAUGCUUAUUAUUUUGUAUUGGUUUGAAAGAUACAUUAACAUUGAUGCCCUUUCACAACGGAAGGAAAACAGCCCAGAAAAGAUGUAACAGAUAUUGAAUGGCUGUUAUUUUAUCAUAUGAUGUCACAAGAUAUUGCAAUUUAAUUUAAUAUCUUGCUUUAUUUUAAAACCAAAUGCAUAUAUCAUUUGUCUUGUUAGUUAAGAACAUGCAACAUGAGGUGCAAAGUCAGGUUGCAUUGCCUUAAAACAUAUGUGUGCAGUAAUGGUUAUGUUCUCUGUUUACUCAUAGAAAUGGAGAUGUGUUUUUUUUUUUUUUUGUUGGUUUUAAAUGUUCAACACAUUGCUAAGUCACUUUAAGGAUUGUGGCCAUUUCUUGGUAGGGAUUGUUUUUUGUCUUUAUGGAACAUAUUAUAGUGCUCUCCUGUGUCCCGCCUUUUACCUCGGCUCAGUUUAUUUUUCCACAGGCCCUCUGAAGUUGGUAUGGAAGAGUCCAGGGGUUUUCCAGACAGUCAGAUAUUGGAAUUAAUAUUUAUUGUUUUGGUAGUUUGGUUGUUUUCUGAACAUUUCAUGUCAAAUUAAAGACCGUCAUCACAAAUGCCUUGUAUGUUAACUAAAUGCAAUAAAGCUUUCAAAAUUC
Siniperca chuatsi (mandarin fish) is the source of this 3967-nucleotide messenger RNA. RefSeq names its product NIMA-related kinase 7 (gene nek7). The coding region runs from base 344 to 1255 and encodes 303 amino acids. Gene Ontology annotation, biological process: protein phosphorylation. Gene Ontology annotation, molecular function: protein kinase activity; ATP binding. NCBI's taxonomy places the organism in Eukaryota, Metazoa, Chordata, Actinopteri, Centrarchiformes, Sinipercidae. The record is from RefSeq and is a predicted model, not a curated record. The transcript has 10 exons.